Magnolia sinica is the source of this 705-nucleotide messenger RNA. RefSeq names its product reticuline oxidase-like. The record is from RefSeq and is a predicted model, not a curated record. NCBI's taxonomy places the organism in Eukaryota, Viridiplantae, Streptophyta, Magnoliopsida, Magnoliales, Magnoliaceae. The coding region runs from base 1 to 705 and encodes 234 amino acids. Gene Ontology annotation, molecular function: oxidoreductase activity; flavin adenine dinucleotide binding. The transcript has a single exon.
AUGACUUUCAUGGGCCUGUAUCUUGGGCCAAAAUCAUCUGCCCUUGAAUCCAUGGACCGGUCUUUUCCUGAACUGGGUCUAACAAAAGAAGAAUGCAACGAAAUGAGAUGGAUCGAAACGGCUGUUUAUCUCUGGGGCGUGGACAAUAUAGACUAUCUUAAGGACCGAUCUACAUUUGUGAAGACGUUUUCGAAAUCAAAGGCCGAUGUUGUGAGGGACCCAAUUUCGAUGGACGGGAUUAAAGGUAUACUGGAGAUGUAUGCAAAGCAGCCUAAGGGAUCCUUCAGAUUGGAACUUUUCGGUGGUAUGAUGAGUAGGAUCAGGAGCGAUGCUACGCCUUUCCCUCAUCGAGCAGGCACUGUGUAUUCGAUCGAGUAUUUUGUGGAUUGGGAGGAAGUGGAUGAUGAUAAGAGCGGUGAAUAUGUAGAUUGGCUUCGUGGGGUAUAUGAGUACAUGACGCCGUUUGUAUCGAACAGUCCUAGAGCUGUGUAUGUGAACAACGUUGAUCUGGAUCUUGGUGUGAUUGACUGGUCGAAUCGUAGCAUGUCGGGUGUUGAUGCUGUUGAGGUGGCUAGAUCUUGGGGUGAGAAGUAUUUCAUGGGGAACUAUGAUAGGUUGGUUCGAGCCAAGAGGAUGAUCGAUCCGAGCAAUGUGUUUAGUCACAAGCAAAGCAUCCCACCCGCUAGUUCGGAGAUGAUGUUGUAA